AUGCCUUUAGCGGAGCUUAAAGAAGAUGUAGCCGAUAACAGAGACAUAUCCCCUUCUGAACCUAAAGAAGCUCAUCCCUUGCAAAUUUGCAUAGGAACAGGUUGGCUGCCUCCCUUCACCAGCGACUUCGCCGCCUCCUCUAUCUCCGCCGGUAGCGCCGCCUCCAUCUCCGCCUCCUCUAUCUCCGCCGGUAGCGCCGCCUUCCUUCGUCAAAAUAGUCGAUUUUCCGAUUCCAGAAGAACCAUGUACAUGUUCUUGGAGAUCUCUUUUGGGAGGUUCACAUCAGAGUCAUUAGCUUGGGAAAAAUGUCGUCAAGCUCUUCCAAACACCAAUAUCCCAUUAUCAGCUUCAACCAACUUGGCAGAACCUAUUUCAUUGGCUAAAUCCAUCAGAAUCACCAAAUUAAUGAGGAAAGACCACUACAACCUGUUAUCCUUACUACACAAGCAUCACUGCAACCGCCGAUCGAUUCAACAAAUCCACGCUCACUUGGUCACCACUGCCGCCAUAAUCCAAACACCACCACCACCAGUCAGUAUCUGGACCACCAUCCUCCACCAUUAUUCACUUGGGAAUUCCCCCGAUGAGGCUUUUUUGCUCUAUAAGCACCAUCUCCACCCCACCACCUUGUUUUAUGGCGAUAGUUUCACAUAUGCUUUCUUGAUAAAAUCCUGUGCCAAUUCACAUCUACCCAUGUCGGGUUCACAACUCCAUUCUCUCACAUUCAAAUUCGGGUUUGAGAGUCAUGUUUACGUCCAAACCGCUUUAGUCAACAUGUAUGUUGUAUGUGGUCAUUUACUCGAAUGUCGCAAAGUGUUCGAUGAAAUACCUGAAAGAAAUUUAGUCACAUGGAAUGUUUUAGUAACUGGUUUAGCAAAACUCGGUGAAAUUGUGCUAGCGCGAUCUUUCUUUGAUAUGAUGCCUAUUAAGAAUGUUGUUUCUUGGAGUGGUAUGAUAGACGGGUAUACACGAGCAAAUCAACCCAAGGAAGCAAUUUCAUUGUUUAGACACAUGCUUGCACUUAAUGACAAUACAAAGCCAACUGAGAUCACCAUUUUAGCAGUUUACCCCGCGAUCUGGAAUCUAGGGUCUUUGGAGUUAUGUCAGUCAAUUCAUGCUUAUGGGGAAAAAAACGGAUUUUAUAUGAUAGAUAUACGUGUUACGAAUGCUUUAAUUGAUGUGUAUUCAAGGUGCGGAAGUGUGGAGAGUGCUUUGCGAGUUUUUGAAGGCAUAACAAGUGAGAUGAGGAAUUUAGUGUCGUGGACAUCGAUUAUCUCUGUAUUUGCAAUGCAUGGAAUGGCAAGGGAGGCUGUGGAUAGUUUUAAAAGAAUGGAGGAAAUAGGGAUGAAGCCUAAUAGAGUUACUUACUUGAGUAUUCUAAGUGCUUGUAGUCAUGGAGGAUUAGUUGAAGAAGGGUUAGUGUUUUUCAAGAAAAUGGUGGAUGAGUCUGGUAUUGUGCCUGAUAUAAAGCAUUAUGGGUGCUUGGUUGACAUGUUGGCGAGAGCAGGGAGGAUUGAAGAAGCAGAGAAAGUGGCUUUGAAGGUGCCUAAAGAUUUGGAUAAUGAUGUGAUUUGGAGGGUGCUUCUUGGGGCAUGUAGCUCCUAUAAUAAUGUUGAGACAGGGAAGAGAGUCACAAGGAGAAUAUUUGAAAAGGAGAAAGGUUAUUCUAGUGAUUAUGUGCUUAUGUCAAACAUCUUCUCUAGUGUUGGUGACUAUGUUGAUUCAGAGAAGGUUAGGAGGAAAAUGGAUCAAAUGGGUGUUUCUAAACUACCUGGUCGCAGUUCCAUCUAA
Messenger RNA from Lactuca virosa, 1791 nucleotides. Lineage: Eukaryota; Viridiplantae; Streptophyta; Magnoliopsida; Asterales; Asteraceae. The record is from the annotation of a GenBank genome assembly.